Polyodon spathula (Mississippi paddlefish) is the source of this 1172-nucleotide messenger RNA. RefSeq names its product eyes absent homolog 2-like. Gene Ontology annotation, cellular component: nucleus. Gene Ontology annotation, molecular function: protein tyrosine phosphatase activity. The transcript is spliced from 11 exons. Lineage: Eukaryota; Metazoa; Chordata; Actinopteri; Acipenseriformes; Polyodontidae. The record is from RefSeq and is a predicted model, not a curated record. Gene Ontology annotation, biological process: negative regulation of extrinsic apoptotic signaling pathway in absence of ligand; cell differentiation; positive regulation of DNA repair. The coding region runs from base 38 to 1144 and encodes 368 amino acids.
CCCCCCCGUUUGCCUUACUGUCUCCAGGUUGAAGGAAAUGCUUGAUCUUGUGAUCGCUCAGAGCCUGACUGCGAGUUCCCAGGGUCCUGUUGGUUGGAAGCAGAGUCAGUGGGAGACCCCCUCUCGCCCCUUGAACCUACACCACUCUCCAGAUGAAUUGAAGGCGUUCAGUACAGCCCCAGCAUCAAUCUUCACAGCAGACUCAGGUCACUCCUGGGACUUGACUCCAGUGUCUUCCUCCACCUCUGCCUGCAGACCCAGUGGGUUGCUCCCAGCCAUGGCUGCCUAUGGACAGAGCCAGUACAGCACAGGGAUCCAGCAAGCCCCCUCGUACACACCCUACCCUCAUCACGGGCAGAGCUACACAGUGCCUCCUUACAGUAUAAAGACAGAGGACAGCCUGAGUCACUCUCCUGGACAGAACAGCUUCCUCAGCUACGCCUCUAACUUCAGCAGUUCACCGUCGGGACAGGCGCUCUACAGCUACCCCACCCACGGCAACAGUAUUCCGCCUGGAAUUUUCCAGGGAGCCAAUGGGAUCAGCAGCUCAGCAGCCUUUAGCCCCUCGCAACAGGAUUUUUCUGCCUACCCGAGCUUCACCCAAGGCCAGUAUUCCCCCUACUACAGCUCGCACUACAACACGCCCUACCUCACAGCCAGCAACGUCAGCCCCUCCUCUAUCUCCACGGCAACCUCCUACCUACAGCAGGAACACCCCUCUGUCAUCACCAACCAUAGCCCUGAGUCAUUAGCAGGGGAGUACCACCCUCCUGCAAGCCCCCCCACACCGGAAAAGGAGCAGGACUCAGCACAGCAGAGGAGGGGUUCAGACGGGAAGCUACGUGGCAGGAAGAGGGCCAGCGACCCUACACCGCCACUGGACUCUGAGAUCGAGCGUGUGUUCCUGUGGGACCUCGAUGAGACUCUUAUUAUCUUCCACUCUCUGCUCACAGGGACCUUCGCCACACGCUUCAGCAAGGACUCUGCCAAGGCUGUGUCUCUAGGGCUGUGGAUGGAGGAGAUGAUCUUCAAUCUCGCAGAUACCCGGCUCUUCUUUAAUGACCUGGAGGAAUGCGACCAGGUUCAUAUAGACGACGUGGCUUCAGAUGACAAUGGGCAAGAUUUAAGGUGCGGAAUUUCCUGAAAGCUGAUCUCCGGGGAAGACGAUUAAA